AGCCCUACUCGGUGAGAAUAGCGUUGCUUUGGUUUACUGUUGUCAUCGUAAGAAUGGAGAAGUUGCGCGAACAUUUUUCCAGGAUUCGAGUUCCUAAAGGCGGGGACAAAGUGUACAAGGAUGAGUGCAUGUUCUCCUUCGAUACCCCGGAGAGUGAAACAGGACUUUAUGUUUGCCUGAACAGUUUCUUUGGGUGGAGCAAGGAAUACGUUGCCAAAUACUCAGAACGUUCAGGAAAUUGUGUAUUCUUACACAUUAAGAGAAUCAAAAGAGAGUUAGCAUUGUGUAAGAUUCUCUGCGGCAGACGGCAACUAGAUGGAUCAGGAGGAAACAACCAUGCUGUGGAGUACUACCAGAAAACAAAAUAUCCACUAGCAGUGAAGCUUGGGACCAUCACCCAAGAUGGCAAUGCUGAUGUCUACAGUUAUGAUGAAGACGACAUGGUUUUGGAUCCUAACCUUGUUAAGCAUUUAGCUCACUUUGGUAUAAAUGUCAAAGUUAUGGAGAAGACAGAGAAGACCAUGUUGGAGCUAGAGAUUGAUUACAAUCAGCGGGCUUGGGAAUGGUCUCGCCUCACCGAGUCUGGGACUAAACUCCUCCCCAAAUUUGGCCCAGGUUACACAGGAAUGAAAAAUCUCGGCAACUCAUGCUAUGUGAAUUCUGUCAUGCAAGUGCUGUUCACUGUACCGAACUUUGUGGAGCGGUACUUUGCAAAUGGUACAAGUAUCUUAGAAGGUUACCAGGGAAAUAAUCCUGCUGAUGACUUCAACAUUCAGAUGUUCAAACUUUCCCAUGGCCUUCUGUCUGGAAGGUACUCAGUUGCACCUCCCAACAUCAACUUGGAAGAAGCUGUUGAUACAGAUGACCUGCAGCCAGGUAUAUCUCCUGUCAUGUUUAGAACCUUAGUUGGGAGAGGACAUGCAGAAUUCUCAACCAAGAAGCAGCAAGAUGCAAUGGAGUUCCUUGAACACAUCUUGAAGAUGACCUCAUGUAACUCAGCAGGAGUCACAGACCCAGGAAACUGUUUUAAAUUUGAGGUUGAGGAUAAGUUUGUAUGCAGUGCCAGCAAUAAGGUCCGUUAUGUGACAAGGCCUGACCAGUACCUACCGCUCCCAGUACCUGUUGAUGAAGCUGUCAAUAAAGAGGAGGUGGCAGCCUAUCAAGCCCGCAAAGCAGAAGCCCAAGCUUCACAGGUGGUCAUGCAACCGGAGGAGCAGGUACGAGCAAAGAUACCUUUCGAUGUUUGUCUAUCCAAGUUGGCUGCCCCUGAAGAAAUCCUUGCAUUUAGUUCAGCAGCAGAGAAAGAGGUUCCUAUGCAGAAGAUUACACGCCUCAGGACAUUCCCAGAUUACCUAGUCAUUCAGCUUGUCAAAUUUGGCAUCGGUCAAGAUUGGGUUCCAAUGAAGUAUGAUGUAUCCAUUGACAUGCCAGAAGUUCUGGACUUGUCUGUUUUAAGAGGGUUUGGACUGCAAGAAGGUGAAGAGGAGCUUCCAGAAACUACUGCUCCUCCUCCCAAAGAACCAGAAAUAGAUGCUGGUAUUGUCCAACAAUUAGCAGAAAUGGGAUUCCCGUGGGAGGCGUGUAGGAAAGCUGUUCACCUUACUGGGAACAAUGGAACAGAGGCUGCCAUGAACUGGGUCAUGGAGCACAUGGGUGACCCAGAUUUUGCUGACCCUCUUGUCAUUAAGAGUGAUACAAAAAGUAAUGAUACUUUCACUGCAAAUGAAGAGGGACUUGGAAUGCUGAUGUCCAUGGGAUUCACACGAGAGCAGGCAACUUUAGCUCUUAAGGAAACCAGCAAUAAUCUAGAACGUGCAGCAGAUUGGAUAUUUUCACACCAACAUGAGCUUGAUUCUCUUUUAGCGGCACAGAGUGGUGCUGCUGCUCCUCCCCCACAAAAGCCAAACUACACUGAUGGAGAACCUAAGUAUGAGUUAACAGCAUUUAUCAGCCACAUGGGAACCUCCAUCUUUGUUGGCCACUAUGUCUGCCACAUUAAGAAAGAUGGAGAGUGGACAAUCUUCAAUGACAAUAAAGUCUCUAAAUCUGCAGAUCCACCCUUGGACCUUGGUUAUAUAUACCUAUAUAAACGUGUAAAUAAUUAGGGACCAGCGGUAUGAAUUUCAGAAUCUGUAGCAGGAAGUAGGUAGUGGCCAUUUUGAAAAUUUCAUUAUUGUACCAAGUGCAGACCUAUACCAGAGGGAGGAUGAAAGGAGGAUGAAUAGCAGAUAGCUUAAGGAGUUUCACAAAAGAUUUUUUAUGAGAAUCUUCUUAGAGACUGAGUGUCAUGUACCAAUUACUUGGAUGUUUUAUGCAUUUCCCUUGUUUUUUCAGUUUAAAGAUUUGUUCUACUUCAUAUUGGUUUUAUGUUCUUGAGGCCAGGGUUCUAUGCAUUUUAAUUCUACUUUUCCAAGUUUCAUUUGUCCUCAAGACUGACGUGUUAACAAGAAUCUAUGCUCUGUUUUCAGAGGAGAAAGAGCACUACACAUCACAUUAUGCAAAGAAAAAGGUUUAUGACUUAACCAAAUAAGAGGCCUUACAUUUUCUUAAGAGAUAUGCAAUAUACAAAGUAAACAGAAAUGUGAUAUAUAUAAAUAUAUGGACAUGUUCAUGGGAGUAAAGAAAAAAAUGGACGAAAGAAGGGGAAAUUUUUCAUCAGAGGUCAUGCUGGCUAGGUGUAUAAAUGAUGCUUGUGAGCUCUACUGUGUCUCUAAUAUUUCUGAUCCCAGUCAAGAAGAAUGGGUCUCUGUCAAUACAUGCAAGGCUGUUUUUUUUGCUGUCAUUUUCCAGUGCUUUUGUUGGCACAGAUAUUUGGAUCUCAUAAUCAUUCAGUAACUUUUAGGAAGGAUGUGAAAAAAUAAGGGAUAUUGAUGGGCAUUGGCAUUCUAGAAGUUCCCCAUGAUUUUUGAGUCCAAUACCAGCACUUUAAUAUUUCCAUUGUGUUUAGUAAAUAGCUGUGAAUCUUACAGUCCUAAUAUUCCACCAGUUAGAUUGGAUUAAGUGUUAUUAGUUUGUUUAUGUUUUUUUUUUAUUAACUUUCCUAAUACAGCUAUGCUUAAAAUUAAUUGUUAGCUUAAAGCACAGCCACUAACAAUGUUUUUUUAAGAAUUUGUACUUGAUUUUUGUGUGUAGAAAAUUUUAUGGACAUACCUAUGUGGUUUGUGUGUGUAUGUGUGUAUGUGCGUGCAUGUCAAUAUCUGUUUACAUGUUUGUGUAUGUGUGUUUGUAUGCAUGUAUGUGUUUGUUGUACAUGUGCAAUUGUGCAUUUCUGUGUACAUGUGCAUGUAUGUGUGUGAACAUACCUAUACAUAUAUAUACAUAUAUGCAAUGUAUCUGGACAUACACAUGCACAAUCACAAUCAUACACACACUCACAUUUUUAUCUAGUUAUUAUUAUUAAAGUACGACUGUUUUUCACAAGCCUAAAUUCUGUUGUCAUCAGAUUUGAGCAGGCAUCCAUACUAUUUUUCAUAUUGUAAUGAUGUGAUAUAAUUUCAUUUUUAAAGUAGCAGAAUGGAGGAUCUCACACAAAUAAAAUACUUUUGGAAACUUAGUGUAAGUGUCCUGUUUUGUAGAAACUUUCCUUAGGUUGUAUCUGGUAUAUUGCCAGGGAAGUGAUCACAGUCUUGUGAUAUUAUCAGUCAUGGCUGCUACUGCUUUUCUGUUCCAUGAAACCAUUUUUUCUGCUUAUAUUUUGUAAUUUAUGUUUUCUGCAAAUUUAUUUAGGUAUUAAUUGGUCUGUCUGGACCUGCAGUGUGUGGAUAUGUUUGUUAAUAAAACAUAAAAGAAAGUC
Molecule: messenger RNA, 3793 nt
Organism: Penaeus monodon (black tiger shrimp)
Lineage: Eukaryota; Metazoa; Arthropoda; Malacostraca; Decapoda; Penaeidae
Gene: Usp5
Product: ubiquitin carboxyl-terminal hydrolase 5-like
Exons: 13
Coding region: 54-2105 (683 amino acids)
Biological process (GO): protein deubiquitination
Molecular function (GO): zinc ion binding; cysteine-type deubiquitinase activity; protein binding
Source: RefSeq, a predicted model, not a curated record